UUAAAUAUUGUGUAAUAGUGAUUCUAAGUGAAAACUGACAUGAACGAAUAAGUGAGUUUUGGCAUUAUUAAAAGAAAUUAGAUCUCAAGAUUUUAAAAUGUAUGAUUAGUUUUAUUUUCAAGAUUGCUAUCCAAUGAUUAAUAUAUCAAGCAAAGGUUUCAAAUGAGAAAUGAAAUUCGCCAUAUAUAUCACAUGUUUAAUUCUCAGUUAUAUUACCCGUGGUGUGAAAACAAGAAUUGAUACAAAACAAAUUAUAGUGUUGUUAUCAUUCGAUGGAUUUCGGCAUGAUUUCAUUGAACGAGAAAAUUUAAAAAACUUUAAAGAGAUAGCUCGCUCUGGCGUAAGAGCAAAGUCUUUACAAACUACAUUUGUAACAAAAACAUUUCCAAAUCAUUUUACCAUGGUAACUGGACUGUAUGAAGAGUCCCAUGGCAUUGUGGGUAACUACAUGUAUGAUCCUGUUUAUAAGGAACAUUUUGAUCCAAUUCAGUCAUCAGACGAUCCAAAAUGGUGGAAUGCAACCACGCCGAUCUGGAUAUCAAAUGAAAUACAAUUCUUAAAAGAUUCAAAGCGUACUCGAAAAAGUGCUACUAUUUUAUGGCCUGGAUCCGAAACAAGUUAUGAUGGUCAUUGGCCUUACUACACAAGAAAAAAGUACGAGUCAAAUAUGACAGCAAAGAAUAGAUUUGACAGGAUUUUAAGUUUAUUAACAGAACCAAAUCCAGUGAAUUUCAUAGCGUGUUACUUUGAUGAGCCUGAUAAGACUUCUCAUUUGUAUGGUCCUGAUCAUAAGAAUACAUCACGUGUUCUAAACGAGUUAGAUGAUACCAUUGGUCAUUUUGUCGACAGGUUAAAAAAUAUCGACUUAUACGAUAAGAUUAACAUUAUGCUGGUCAGUGAUCAUGGCAUGGCAUCUGUACCAUCAAAGAAUAUCAUCAAACUAUCCAACAUCAUUCACCCCAACGAAUAUGACCUAGUUAGCUAUGGUACAUUUCUACUCAUUCGACCUAAAAAGGGAAUGACGAAAAAAAUAUACAAAAAACUUAAAAAUAUUACACAUAUUAAGACAUAUUAUCGCCAAGAUAUUCCAAAACAAUGGCAUUAUAAAAACAAUCGAAGGGUAACAAAAAUAUUUGCCAUAGCUGAUGAAGGAUACUACGUUACUCCAGGACAGGCCAAUGACUACCCAUACCCGAGAGGGGAUCACGGCUAUGAUAACAUGUUAAUGUCCAUGCACGGUAUCUUCAUAGCACAUGGACCUGCAUUUAAAAAGAAACAUGAAAUUGAUAUAGUGUAUAAUAUAGAUAUUUAUAGUCUAAUGUGCCAUAUUCUGGAUAUAACUCCACAUCCCAACAAUGGCACAUUUGAGCGCGUUCAAGAUAUUGUCGCAGAAAAAACGAUAUUUAAAGUGCUAAUGAAGUCACCUGCUCUCGCUAUUACGUUGUUAUCUGUAUGUGGAAUCUUUGUUCUCGUGGUAAUACUAGGAUGCACAAUAUCUUGUUAUCGCAACCUUGUCAAAUCAUCAAAAUAUUCUAAAUUAAGUUCCAAUGACGAACCACUGGCGCGAUGGCACGAAGAUGACGAAGUCACGGAAUUUGACCUUCGAGAGAGGUAAAGAAAAACAAGAAUAGAUAACCAAUAAAAAUAAUGUGAAUAGGGAAAAUAGGAAGCCUAUACUGAAGAUGUCGUUGAAAAGAAAAUUAUAUUUAUAACUAAAUUAAGAAUAGGAAAUAAAUUUAAUAUAACAAUUAA
Hydractinia symbiolongicarpus is the source of this 1752-nucleotide messenger RNA. RefSeq names its product bis(5'-adenosyl)-triphosphatase ENPP4-like. The record is from RefSeq and is a predicted model, not a curated record. The transcript has 3 exons. The coding region runs from base 170 to 1615 and encodes 481 amino acids. Lineage: Eukaryota; Metazoa; Cnidaria; Hydrozoa; Anthoathecata; Hydractiniidae.